GUUGUAUUAGAGAAUUAACAACCUCCUUCGUUUUAUUUUUAUUCCUGGAUUGAAUAAAAAGCUACUUUUAUUGUCCGCUUUAGCUAACGGAGUUUGAACUAAUCCUAGCUGGUGGCUGAUUAGCGGGGUUUAGCUGAACUCCGUUUAUCAGUCACGUAGAGGAGAAUGCGCACGGAAUCCUCAGGAAAACGUUUGGAGAAUGAUGGAUUCCCAGACUUCUUUGCACAUUAUUGAAGAUAUGAAGGAAUUAGAACAGAGCCCACUGUCCAGCCACAGCGACAAGAAGGACUCUGCUCUGUCCCUGCCGUCAGGGAAAUCCCGCGAUGGUGAGAGCUCUUCAGGGAAUCGGGCACGGACCAAAACCCGAAAGCCGAAGCGGGAUCCUGAUCAGGAUCAGACUUCUGAUGGAGACCACAGCAGCUCCUCAUACUACUCAGAUGACUAUAAGAACGCUUCACUGUCUGACCGGUCCUUCUCAUCACGGUCUCCAUCACCACCCAGAGGAGGGAGGAUGAGAAGGGUCUCAAGCAGCCCCUCACGAACAACAAGGAUGCUUAAAGGUGUCUCUCAGCGUCCGGGGCCUCGGGCCCCACACCCUCAGCGCACCAGCGCUCCACGCUCCCAAAGCCUCGGUAAAGACGCCCCUCCUAAAGACCUUGACUUUGUUACCAAGCGGCUACUGUCUGCACGCCUGCUGAAGAUCAGCGAGCUGAAGAACACUCUGUCCGAGCAGCAGCUGCACACAGACGAGCUUCAGCGGGAGAACCGACUUCUGCGGCAGCUGCAGCUACGCCAGGAGAAAGCACUGCACCGCUAUAAUGACACAGAGAGCGAGAUAUCACAGCUCAUUUCACGCCACAACAACGAAACGCACACUCUGCGCGAAAGGCUGCGGCGCAGCCAGGAGAAGGAGCGCGCCGCUGAGCGCCGCUGCAAGGAGGCAGACGCCCAGCUCCAGCGCUGCAGAGACCAGCUGCACAAACUGCAGCAACUCGCAAAUGAAAAGCAGCUUGGAGAAAGAGACGAGCUUAGACGCAACCUGAUGCACACACAGCUCAAAGCGCAAGAGCACGAGCACAGAGUCAAGGAGUUGGAGAAGAACUUAGAGUUGAGUACGGGUAGCUUUCAAAGACAGAUGGCUAAUGAGAGAAAGAAAACCCACGAUGCUCUACAGGAUGUUCAAGUGCUGCGGGAGGAAGUGGAGAGACUCAGUGCCAAACUAAAGGAGAGAGAAAGAGAGUUGGACACUAGAAACAUUUAUGCUAACAGAAUGCUGAGAGGGGCUUCAAGAAAGGAAUUAGAGGACGUUACUAAAAGGAAAGUUUUGUCAGCUUCUGGUAGAAGCAGUAGCAAAGCUGUGCAGACUGAAGACACGGCGCUUCGUCUGGAGUUUCCCUCUCCUCCUCUCGCUAUCACUGACGGCACUGAGUUUACCUCUGAUGACCAUGCAGAUGACUAUCUGACUCUGAAGGAGCUGCAAAGCAGUGAGCUAGAGAUGGAGAGAGAGCGGGAGAAAGCCAGAGCUCGAGAGAGGGAGAUGGAACGGGCAUUUUAUUUGGAGAAAGAGAGGAAUAGAGAGCAGGAGAGGCUUGGAGAAAUGAAGAAAAAAAUUGAGAAAGAAAAAGUGACGACAAGUGUCAGUGACAAGUUCAGCUCGAACCACAACACAGGAACGAGGAAAAGAGACGAGUGGGACAGAGAGGAUGAGGAUAGGAAGAAGCAAAUUCAGCAGCAGAAUGAGGAGAAGAAGCAAAAAGAGGAAGAGCAGAUGUUAAGAGAGCAGGAAAUCCUGGUCAACCAGGUGCAAGCGGAGGAGCAGCGCCGACGCAAAGAACAGCUUUUGACCAAGAUGCGCGAGAUAGACAUGCAGGCUCAGGACUCAGGGAGCACUGGUUCUCCUCCUCACGUCUCAGAGCUGCAGAACAAGAGUCCGUCCAUUUUCAGCUUCACUGAACCUCAUGAGUAUGUGAGCACACCCGUGGUUGGGAAGAGGGGCGGUGCCGUGAAACCACAGAACACCAGUCAGGAUCUUGACCUCACCUUCGGCAGCUACGCUCCCUCGUUUGGUAAACCCGCCCCUCGUGCUGGUCUGGGUCCUCGCACCUCGGGUCAGACUGUGAGCCCGUUUACAGGAAAUGGAGAUGCAGGGAUGGAUGAAAAUGGGCUGGUGAAGGAGAAAAAGUCCCUCCUCAUGCAGCAGCUUUUUGGCUCUACAGCUUCGUCUCCGCCCUCUGACCAGCUCAGCAAGUCGGAGCUUCUGAGCUCCUCCAGCACAAAACCUGCAUCAGGAGGACUAGGUGGACGCAGGAGGGACACAGAGACGCCAGCCAGACUGAACAGCCACAGCAAGCCCACACUGCACUCCCACAAAGACUUGGGUCUUAAGGCUAUCACAUCAUUUGACGAAGAUAUAGAGGAAUUAGGAUAAAAGAAAUGAAGUCUAUCUCUAUAAAAAAUUAUUGGAUAAAACCAAGCUGACAUAGCAUCACA
This is a messenger RNA of Trichomycterus rosablanca, 2490 nucleotides long. It is a transcript of the gene lca5, whose product is annotated as lebercilin LCA5. Lineage: Eukaryota; Metazoa; Chordata; Actinopteri; Siluriformes; Trichomycteridae. Gene Ontology annotation, biological process: intraciliary transport. The record is from RefSeq and is a predicted model, not a curated record. The transcript is spliced from 8 exons. Gene Ontology annotation, cellular component: axoneme. The coding region runs from base 200 to 2428 and encodes 742 amino acids.